Ctenocephalides felis (cat flea) is the source of this 540-nucleotide messenger RNA. RefSeq names its product serine/threonine-protein kinase WNK4-like. Gene Ontology annotation, molecular function: ATP binding; potassium channel inhibitor activity; protein serine/threonine kinase activity. Gene Ontology annotation, cellular component: cytoplasm. The record is from RefSeq and is a predicted model, not a curated record. Lineage: Eukaryota; Metazoa; Arthropoda; Insecta; Siphonaptera; Pulicidae. The coding region runs from base 133 to 540 and encodes 135 amino acids. Gene Ontology annotation, biological process: negative regulation of sodium ion transport; monoatomic ion homeostasis; intracellular signal transduction. The transcript is spliced from 3 exons.
AACGGAGAGGAUAAGAUUCCGAGAGGAGGCAGAGAUGUUGAAAAAUUUACAGCAUCCUAAUAUUGUGCGCUUCUACAACUAUUGGGAAUCUACAUUGGGAAAAAAGAAAACAUUGUUUUAGUUACAGAAUUGAUGUUGUCUGGCACACUUAAAGCGUAUCUUCGACGUUUCAAGAAAAUCAACCCAAAAGUACUAAAAUCUUGGUGCCGGCAGAUUUUGAAAGGACUCAAUUUUCUUCAUUCGCGAUCAACUCCUAUAAUACAUCGUGAUUUGAAAUGUGAUAAUAUUUUUAUAACUGGGACUACGGGCAGUGUGAAAAUUGGAGACUUGGGUCUUGCUACAUUAAAGAACAGAAGUUUUGCUAAAUCGGUUAUAGGUACUCCUGAAUUUAUGGCUCCUGAGAUGUAUGAAGAGCAUUAUGAUGAAUCUGUAGAUGUUUAUGCAUUUGGUAUGUGUAUGUUGGAAAUGGCUACUUCUGAAUAUCCUUACAGUGAAUGUUCAGGUCCUGCUCAAAUUUACAAAAAAGUGAUAUCGGUAUGA